AGAUCCAAAUACAGCGCCAGCACCAACAAUAUAAUAAUAGCUACAGCGCCAUGGAUAGUGUGAGUUUUAAGGUUCGUGCUCAUAAUGUAACGACUAGUAAUGGCAAUAAAAAUGGUUCCUCUGCUAUGAGGAUCGCAGCUGCGCAACAAGAUGAUGAAGCCUCUGCUAAUCACCUCUCCCUCAACUGUCCCGGAUGGUUUUCUGAGUUUUCUUCCAUUUGGCCAGGGCAAGCUCACUUUUUGAAGGUUGAAAACAUUUUGUUCCAAGGCACGUCUCAGUACCAAUCUAUGCUUGUAUUUCAGUCAGCAACCUAUGGUAAAGUUUUUGUGUUGGACGGAGCUCUGCAACUCACUGAGAAAGACGAAUAUUCAUACCAAGAGAUGAUGACUCAUCUUCCUCUUUGCUCCAUCCCAAACCCAAAAAAGGUGCUGCUCAUCGGAGGUGGAGAUGGUGGCAUCCUCAGAGAAAUUUCCCGCCACUCCUCUGUCGAGCAAAUCGACAUCUGUGAAAUAGACACUAUGCUCAUUGAUGUGUAUAAAGAAUAUUUCCCAAAUGUGGCUGUCGGAUACAGGGACUCUCGAGUGAGGCUGCAUGUUACAGAUGGAACUUUGUUUCUGAAAUCUGUAGAAAGAGGCACCUACGAUGCAAUAAUAGUAGAUGCCUUCGACCCAUUAAGGGCUGAUCAUGAGCUAUUCGAAUCAGAGUUUUUUGAAGUGGCAUCAAGAGCUUUACGUGGAGGAGGAGUUGUGUGCAUCCAAGCAGAGAGCUUAUGGUGUGGCUCUCUGGACAUCGCCGAGCUUUUCUCCAGAUGCCGCCAAAUCUUCAAAGGCUCCAUCGAUUAUGCUUGGACCACUGUUCCUGCUUAUCCAAGUGGGGUCAUUGGGUUCCUGCUUUGUUCCACAGAAGGCCCAUACGUGGACUUCAGAUGUCCCGUAAAUCCCAUAGAUCCACACAACUAUGGCAUAUCGAAGCAACCCUUGAAGUUCUACAACUCUGAGCUUCAUGCUGCUGCCUUUUGCUUACCAUCCUUUGCGAGGAAGGUCACCAGCAUAAAGCCCAAGAACAGUACUUGAAUGGAGCUGAUGUUAAUCAAGAAAGAGAUAAUACUUGUCAACAGCAAUUAAUUAAUAUGCCGACCAUCCCUAUUGAUGCCCCCCAACUUAUGCAAAUUCCGACAAUAAUCUUCGUCAAAUGAGACGUCGUCGAUAUGUCUGAGAUUUUUGAGAAAUUUUGAACUUUUGCUGUCCCCCCAAAAAUGUGUGUUUUGCCUUCAAAUACACAACUGUUUCUCGCACUAAAUUUAUUACUUGGAUCCAUACAAUUGGAAUAUUAAGCACAUCAUUUCAAUGAAUAUUGAUCAA
Prosopis cineraria is the source of this 1361-nucleotide messenger RNA. Its product is annotated as spermidine synthase 1-like. Gene Ontology annotation, molecular function: spermidine synthase activity. Gene Ontology annotation, biological process: spermidine biosynthetic process. Lineage: Eukaryota; Viridiplantae; Streptophyta; Magnoliopsida; Fabales; Fabaceae. The transcript is spliced from 9 exons. The coding region runs from base 51 to 1073 and encodes 340 amino acids. Gene Ontology annotation, cellular component: cytosol. The record is from RefSeq and is a predicted model, not a curated record.